Messenger RNA from Carassius carassius (crucian carp), 1543 nucleotides. Its product is annotated as low-density lipoprotein receptor class A domain-containing protein 2-like. The record is from RefSeq and is a predicted model, not a curated record. Lineage: Eukaryota; Metazoa; Chordata; Actinopteri; Cypriniformes; Cyprinidae. The coding region runs from base 251 to 1393 and encodes 380 amino acids. Gene Ontology annotation, molecular function: protein binding. The transcript is spliced from 5 exons.
CUUCAAAGGCACAAAAGCCAGGAUGAUGAACAAGGAUUAAGCUAGACGCAUCUGAGAUGCCAUAGACAAAUAUUCCUGCUUCAAAAGCAUUAAAAAGCAGUUCUUUAGGGGCGUUUCACGGGCUAUAUGUCGUCUUUAUAAAUUAAGGGAAUGUUUGGUUUUCGCAAGAGUAGACUUUGCGCGAUACAAAUGCGACAGAACAAUUGCAUUUAACAUUGGAGCAGCAAGUGCUUUUGCUUGGACACACGAGAUGGCCAGAGUGCCAUGCAUUCAGCACCUGUCAGGAUGGUUUGUUCUCUUCAGCUUAAUGACACGCCAGAGUCACUCCAUUGAGACAGUGAAUGUUGUGGACUUCUGUGGACAGACAAUACAGGGGGACGGCAUGGUCGUAAAGUCCCACCAGGAGUCCCGGAAGUACUACUUUGUCUCCUUGGGAACGGAUUGCCACCUCACCAUGCAGUCCGCCACCCCCCGGGACAAGGUGCAGUUCUAUUUCCGCUUCUUUCUGGUCUACAGCCUGCUAAGAGUGUCCCCGCACAGCCCUGCACCCCCCCUCCAAGAAUCACCCAGGGGGUCCUCAUCAUCUGGCCCAAUGCGGCCUGACCAGAGCCUGGAGCCAACCACUGGAGAGGGGCCUGGAGACCCCUGCCACGCUGGCUCGUACAUCCAGUUCUAUGAUGGGAGGGAUAAGUCUGCACCCCCUAUUGGCCAGCCACUCUGUGGGAAGAGCCCUCCUCGACCAGUGCUGUCAACGGGCAACUUUCUAACUCUGCGUCUUGUGACACGUGGAACUCAGCCAAGGGUGGACUUUGUUGGAGACUUCACUUCAUUCAGGCUGGGUUUUAACCAAUCAGAGUGCCGAGGAGAGCCUUACUUCAACUGUCGCAAUGGGAAGUGUAUCCCCAUGAGUCUGGUUUGUGCGGAUGAUAAAGGCAUUGACAAUUGUGGCGAUGGCAGUGAUUUAAUUAAUUACCCUGGUUGCAAUGGUCCUCUGUCUACACCCAAGCCCUCACAGCAUCAUGUUACCCAGCCAGCACGGAUACUGAACGUUCCCACUCAGACAGUGUCCACUUUAAAGAACUGCGCCACGUCAAACGCCAUUCCUGAUCCAGAUUCUGUGACCGAUUCCCAGUCUUCCAUUUCUCUGCUGGCGCUGUAUGUGGUUCUGGGUGUGACUGCAGUGGGGGUCCUCAUGUGCUGGUGCUGUUGGGCCCCUGGCUGGUUCCUGUGGCGUGUGAGUGUGUUUCGCUUCUUGCCCUGCUGUAACUCCUGCUGCGCGUCCUGCCAGCUGUGUGGACGGAGCUGCUCUCAAAACAAGGAACACCGGCUGGCAAAGGUUACACCAGAAGGAGCCGCAACACCUGUGUCAUCCAUCACCACGGUGGCUGUGUAAAUACCCUCCUCUGAUCUCUCCUAGAUCCCUAAAAGACUCAGAAUGGAGAUGAUGAGGACAGGAUGUUAGGAAGUGGUAUGAGAGUAGAAGUGUUCCUUUUUCAUUUUGUACAAUGAAAAAGAAGCAAGAAUUGCUGGACAGUUGAUUGUU